UUCUUUUAUUAAUUUAUGCAUUCUGCCUUCACAGUUCCUCCGUCGCCAACCGCCGUCCAUUCCCGCCGCUCGACGCCGCUGGGUAUGUUUAGAACUUAAUUGCGUCCAUUAGUUCUAUUUGAGGUCAAUUUUCGAUUGCAGGAGUCUGCGACAUUACUGCUCUUCAUUAAUGUCCAUAACGUGUUCGAUGAAAUGCCUCUGUGAAUUCAAUAUGCCGUGAUUGUCAUGCCGCCGAAACUGACUGACGCAGAUAGAUUAUGGCACCGAGAUGGAAAGGAAAAUCAGCAGAAGCUAAAGCCCUAGCAGAACCAAUGUCCAAAUUCGUUUCUAAUCUCCAAUCCUCUUUAAUCGAGUCGAAUAUCGAAGGAUUUCUCUCUGGCUGCAGCAUGCUCGUCGCAGCAAAUCCCGAGCAAACGGAACUCUUUAACAAAGCAUGUUUUGGUCGUCCCAUCGUCACGGCGGAGAAGGAUGAGCAGCAGUGGUUUCAGUUAAGUCUAGAGGAAGCUUUUUACUUGUCCUCUUUGAAGAAAUGCAUCAAAAUAGCAGCAGCUGGGGAAGGCGAGCGCGUAAAGAUCGACGAGGAUUUAUGGAAUUACUACAUAGCAGUGUCGAAAAAGCCUGACUCGAUUAUCCAACUCGUCGCGUAUUCUCAUCUACGCGCGAAGAAUUGGGUGGUGAGGGGCGGAUCUCAGUACGGUGUUGAUUUUGUUGCUUACCGGCAUCAUCCAUCUCUCGUGCACUCGGAGUAUGCAGUUCUCGUCUUAUCCAACGACGAAAAGAGCAAUGAUCGGCUAAGAGUUUGGUCGGAUGUACAUUGCGCACUCCGGCUUUGUGGCAGCGUUGCAAAAACAUUGCUGGCUCUUUUUGUUGGAGCAAUCGGCGAUACAUUUGGUUCGCCGCGUUUGGAGGACUAUGCCGUCGAAGAGAGAAUCAUCGCGAGGUGGAACCCCGAGCAAAGCCGGGAGGAUCAACAGCCGACAUCAAGCUCAAAUGUGCCGUAA
Andrographis paniculata is the source of this 1001-nucleotide messenger RNA. RefSeq names its product tRNA-splicing endonuclease subunit Sen2-2-like. The transcript is spliced from 2 exons. Gene Ontology annotation, cellular component: tRNA-intron endonuclease complex. The record is from RefSeq and is a predicted model, not a curated record. Lineage: Eukaryota; Viridiplantae; Streptophyta; Magnoliopsida; Lamiales; Acanthaceae. Bases 258 to 1001 code for a protein of 247 amino acids. Gene Ontology annotation, biological process: tRNA splicing, via endonucleolytic cleavage and ligation; tRNA-type intron splice site recognition and cleavage. Gene Ontology annotation, molecular function: nucleic acid binding; tRNA-intron lyase activity.